CUUCCUCUUCCGGACGAUUCAUGGGAGGAAGAAGGUGUGCAGAGCGGCUUUCAUGCUCUUCCCAGGCUCGAAGCAGCAGCUGUUAGUUGAGUUGAGGGCAGCAGGUGGGAGGAGAGUCCGGGAGCAAGUCGGGCUGUUCGGGUCUCUCCACGGCCUGGAAGCAGAGAAGCAACUGGGCUGAUCCGUGUCAGCUGCUGCUGCUGCAGGUUCCUUCCCUCCCCAAAUUUAAGCCCAUUGGUGGCUGCAGUUUUCCUUCUGACAAAGAAUAUGGCAAUAAGAACACUCAGGACAACUGGAAAUAACAAGCACCAUUGAAAAAGAAAAUGAAUCAAGCCAGAAAUCAAAAUAUUUUCCAUUUCCUUCAGAAAACCACACUAUUCUCCUCCUCCUCCUCCGGAAGUUGUUAGACAAAAGACAAAAUUAAAAAAGAUUUCAAGCCAGAAUAAGCAGAUUAUGCACAAUUCAAGGAUACAUUACAUGAAAAGUCAAGGGAGAUUAUUUUUCAUUCAGCAUUUCUGGAAGUCAGUUGGAGGAAAAGGUGAAUAGUAAAGCCAUGUGGAGCAGACAGUAAUAUAGGCCUCUCCCUGUGAGGAAGAAAAUGGCUUGAAUGAAAGCACCACUAAACAAGGCAUUGUCACAAUUCCAGUCUGGUGAUACAUCAGUGGCUUGACUCCAGGAAGAAACUGUAUGGGUGUCUAGAUAGUGGGAAAAGCUUCAUUAGAAAUUAUGAGACACCAAAGAACUCACACAGAAGAGAAACCCUUUCAAUGUCCUGAUUAUGGGAAAGUCAAAAUUCCAGUCUGGUGAUACAUCAGAGGAUUCAUUGCAGGACAAACCCUAUGAGUGUCGAGAUUGUGGGAAAGGUUUCAUUACAAAUUCCCACAUCUUGAGACGCAAAAGUACACACACAGGAGGGAAACCCUUUGAAUGUCUUAUCUGUGUGGAAAGUUUCAAUCAGAAUUCCAACAUGAUCCAGCAGAGGACUCAUACAGGAGACAAACUCUUUGAAUGUCCUGACUGUGGGAAAACUUUCAGUGAGAAUUCCAGCCUACUGAAACACCAGAGGAAUCACACAGGAGAGAAACCCUUUGAAUGUCCUAUUUGUGGGAAAAGUUUUAGUCGCAAUUCCCACCUGGUAAUACACCAAAGGACUCACACAGGAGAGAAACCUUUUAAAUGUCUUAUCUGUGGGAAAGGUUUUAGUGAAAAUUCCAACCUGGUAAUACACCAGAGGACUCACACAGGAGAGAAACCCUUUGAAUGUCCCAAUUGUGGGAAAAGUUUCAGACAGAAUUCCAACUUGGUAAUACACCAGAGGACUCAUACAGGAGAGAAACCCUUUGAAUGUCCUAUUUGUGGGGAAAGUUUUAGUCGCAAUUCCACACUGGUAAUACACCAGAGGACACACACAGGAGAGAAACCCUUUGAAUGUCCUAUUUGUGGGAAAAGUUUUAAUCGUAAUUCCCACCUGGUAAUACACCAGUGGACUCACACAGGAGAGAAACCCUUUGAAUGUCCUGAUUGUGGGAAAUGUUUCAUUACAAAUUCCAGCUUCAUGAGACACCAGAGGACUCACACAGGAGAGAAACCAUUUGAAUGUCCUGACUUUGGGAAAAGUUUUAGUUGCAAUUUCAGCCUCAUGAGACACCAGAGGACUCACACAGGCGAGAAACCCUUUGAAUGUCUUCAUUGUGGGAAAAGUUUCAGUUACCUUUCUAAUCUUGUGAUAUACCGGAGAACUCACAGAGGAGAGAAACCCUGUGAAUGUCCUGACUGUAGGAAAAGUUUCAGUCAGUAUUCCUACCUUGUGAUACAUCAGAGUAUUCAGCCAUGGAGAAAUCUUUGAACUGUCCAGAUUUCAAGCAGAAAUCAUCCCUUAUUGCACACAAAUAAAUAUUGCACACAAAUAUGAGGAAAUGUAAUUGAAUUUAAAGAGUGCUUGAAUUUCAUUUGUGAUCGCCCAUUGAAUGUGUAGGUGAGAGAUUGAUAGCUUGAAUUAUGUUUGAAAAUGGAAGCAUUUGUUUAGUUUACUUGAUUGUCAUUUCACCCCACACAACAAAAUCAAACACCAUCUUCAGUACACAUCAUGAGCAAUUUGUUCACCCAAAACUAGUAAAUCUUGAAAAAAAAUUAACAUAUAAAGAUAUUUUGUGGAAGGGGAACUAAAAACUAAAAAAGAACAACAGAAAAAGGAUGUUGAUUUAUCGUGGUGGCCACAUAUGCAAAUGCAAUCAAGAUAUGAAAAAAAUGUUAAGAUAUAUGGCUUUUAUAAAGAGAAAACAACAUUUGAUCAAAUACUGUUAGUGGUGGAUGAAAAGUUAAUCAAGAAAUUAUAUAAUUAUUAUUGUGGAAUUAUUUCUUGUGGAAGCGGCUGCUAUUUUGCCACACUGUACACACUGAUAACGCAGAGGAGGGACAAACCACUCUGUUUUGCUACCAUAACAUCAGGAAAAAAAAUGUGCAAUAGAAAAUGUCUCAUUUUUCAAAAUGCAUUAUGUUAGAAUUACCAGAAGCAUUUGACAUGUAAAUAAUGGGUAUUAUCAGUGUUGCUAUGAAUGUUAGGGCAAGGCAAGAGUCAAAAGAUGCCCAGAAUUGCCUCAAACUGAGA
Molecule: messenger RNA, 2608 nt
Organism: Notechis scutatus (mainland tiger snake)
Lineage: Eukaryota; Metazoa; Chordata; Lepidosauria; Squamata; Elapidae
Source: RefSeq, a predicted model, not a curated record